AUGUCGGCCAAACUACAAUGUGCGGUAGAGGCCUAUCACUCUCUGGACCGCUACUGCCCUGUUGUUAACCAGAACACUCAAGAGCGCAUGUGUAAGAAGUGUGCUGAAGGUUGGACCUUGUUCCAGUCAAAGUGCUACUACUUCUCCUCUCGGACCCUCUCCUGGAGCUCCAGCCGGGCCUGGUGUCAGACUCACAGAGCUGAUCUGGUCAUCAUUAACUCUGAAGAAGAGCAGAAUUUUACUCAUGAGACAAGUCACAGGAUGGACCAGACCAACACUCGCCUGUGGAUCGGCAUGUCAGACAUCGAGCAGGAGGGGGAUUGGCGCUGGGUCGACGGACGACAAGUAACAUCAAGUCCACAAUAUUGGCUGGACAGACCUGGAGUCGGGACUGAACCAGACGACUGGACGUCAGAGGACAUUGAGGGAGAGGACUGUGGACACGUGGACACCAGUGAGGAGGUGCUGCAGGCCUGGAUGGACGGGUCCUGCAAGAUUUCAUACAGAUGGAUUUGUGAAAUGAACGUAUAG
Molecule: messenger RNA, 531 nt
Organism: Periophthalmus magnuspinnatus
Lineage: Eukaryota; Metazoa; Chordata; Actinopteri; Gobiiformes; Gobiidae
Product: asialoglycoprotein receptor 1-like
Exons: 4
Coding region: 1-531 (176 amino acids)
Source: RefSeq, a predicted model, not a curated record